Messenger RNA from Juglans microcarpa x Juglans regia, 814 nucleotides. RefSeq names its product outer envelope pore protein 16-3, chloroplastic/mitochondrial-like. NCBI's taxonomy places the organism in Eukaryota, Viridiplantae, Streptophyta, Magnoliopsida, Fagales, Juglandaceae. Gene Ontology annotation, biological process: protein insertion into mitochondrial inner membrane. The transcript is spliced from 3 exons. Gene Ontology annotation, cellular component: TIM22 mitochondrial import inner membrane insertion complex. Bases 1 to 522 code for a protein of 173 amino acids. Gene Ontology annotation, molecular function: transmembrane protein transporter activity. The record is from RefSeq and is a predicted model, not a curated record.
AUGGUCAAUUUAUGGGGUUUUGUGAGGUUGGAAGAGAAUCAUGGAUCUGGACCCUGCAGAAGUAGGUAUUUGGAGGAGGAGGAUACUCCCCUGAUGAAGACAAUUAAGGGUGCAACAGCUGGUUUUGUUUCUGGAACUAUUUUUGGGACCAUUGCUGCCACAUGGUAUGAUGUGCCUCGGGUCGAGCGAAAUGUUGCUCUUCCAGGUCUAAUAAGGACCCUGAAGAUGAUGGGUAACUAUGGGAUGACAUUUGCUGCGAUUGGGGGAGUUUACAUUGGAGUUGAGCAGCUCUUGCAGAAUAAAAGGAUGAAGAGAGACUUUGUCAAUGGAGCUGUUGGUGGUUUUGUUGCUGGGGCAACUGUUCUAGGUUUCAAAGGAAGGAGCAUUAAAACAGCCAUUUCUGCUGGAACAGCAUUGGCAGUCACUUCUGCUGUUAUUGAUGCAGGAGGUCAGACCACAAGAAUUGACACUGGAAAGGAGUACUACCCUUACACCACCAAGAAAAGAUCCACUCUCGAUUGAUAAAGUUUCAUUCCUGCUUUUGUAAAGAAGCCAGUGGCAUCAUACUGGGUAAAUUCAUCACUGUUUUCUCCACCGGUCAUAUGUCUGUUCAGAGAGAUGUAAUCGUACUCCCGGAAAUCUCUCUGUGCUUUUUUAAAAUCUCAAGGUUUUAUAGCUUGAGACGGAAUUGGGAGUGCAAGAAAUUCGACAGGAUUGAACAUCUUGAUCUAAGUUUUAUUUGGUUUCAUCUUGUGCACUUUGAGACCAACAAAAGAAUAAGAAUAAUGAUAGAUACACAGCUCUAUUGCAUGCA